Molecule: messenger RNA, 5328 nt
Organism: Bombus impatiens (common eastern bumble bee)
Lineage: Eukaryota; Metazoa; Arthropoda; Insecta; Hymenoptera; Apidae
Product: integrin alpha-PS5
Exons: 25
Coding region: 1095-5192 (1365 amino acids)
Biological process (GO): cell adhesion mediated by integrin; cell-matrix adhesion; proteolysis
Cellular component (GO): external side of plasma membrane; integrin complex
Molecular function (GO): integrin binding; metalloendopeptidase activity
Source: RefSeq, a predicted model, not a curated record
GUCUCGUUUGUGAAUUUUUCGUUUUAUUUUCAUAGUAAUCUUCGCAUGAGUUUCUUAAAUAUUUUUAUUCUAACGGAACCGACUUGUUUUCGUUUUGUUUUUUUGAAAUUGAUAACUGAAAGAGGAGACUAAUAUGUACCUUAAAAUAACGUUGGUCAUUUGCAUAUAUAUUGUUUGAAAGUUGAAUGUUAUAAAUAAAUAUAAACAAUUAUGUAAUUUUCCAAUUAUUUGUGAAAAAAUAAUUUACUAGUUAUCCCUAAAGAAUGGCUUAAGAUUGAAAGACAUAAAUAAAGUAUACAUAUAAUUGUCUUUCUCAAUAUUUUCUAUGCAAAGUGAUUUUAAGAUAUUUUACGUUUGCAGAGAUAUAUUGUGUAUUGUACGUUAAGAAACGAGAAAAUUAAUUGAGUAUCCUCGAUUUGCGGUUAAUUUGGAAAAAAAUUAGAUUAUAUGUAUUAGUUUUGAUCAGCUAUUGUAACAGUUAUUAAUCGAUCUUGCUUGAAUUAUCGAUUAUAACCUUAUGACAAAUCUCUAACAUUACAUACGUUAAAUAGUUCUUAAAUAUUCAGUUAAAAAUAUAUUUAGAUAUAAUGAAAUUGCGAGAUUCAUUUAAAUACGUUAGAGCAUUUCAUUUUUUUCCUCAAUACAAUGAUACAAUUCUUAAGUAAACCUUCUUCGCAAGAGGUCAUUUAAAGUAUCAACAGUUCACGUCUGUACGAAGGAAAGCGAAGCUGCCUUUUUUGACACAUAUCAGCUGAUGCAUCAAUACACUGAUACCAUUAUAAAAAACAUUUGUCAGGCAUUCGUAUACCGGAUUUAUGGUUUUCUUUCUAAAAAUACUGUACUUUUUAACGCAAGCAACAUAUAUUACAGUACAUAUAGCAUAUGCUCUUUCUCUUUUUUCCCCUUUAAAUGUUUCUUUUUUCAUCUGAUCUUCAGCAACAAGAUGUAUCCUAACCUUAUAUUAUGUCAUACAAAGUAAUUAUCCCUUCAGGAAAGACCUAUGCAAAGUUUUUCAGUGUAUAACCUUCGUAAAGAUUUAUUGAAAAGUUAUACUGCUAUAAUGGUUUCAUUUAUAUAAAUGUUCUGAAUAAAUAAUGUAUUUCAAAUAUCUUCGCUUAACGACUGGUAGAGCUUUAACAUGUACAAAAAGAAGUCUAUUGUAUAGUACCAAUUAUAGAACAUUUUCGAUUCAAUGUAAAAAACUUGAAAGAAGAUGGCAGGGUUUGAAAUUUCAAAUAUCAAAUUUUCAUACAACUCAAAGAUUAAAUUGUCCUGCACCAUUAAUUCUGUGCUUUGGAUCAUGCUGUUGUGGUCAUUUUGUAAGAAAAUGGUGGUUGAAACAAACUAUAGAACAACAGCAAAAAUAUAUAAGGUGGUUUAAGCGAAGGAAAUAUACUAUUUAUGGUUCUUUGGGAUUUCUGUCUUUCAUUUUAUCUGUUUAUUGCUUGACACAUUUGAAGGAAGAUCCAGUAAGAAAGAAACUACGUUUAAUUUUAGUUGAUCAAGCUCGACAAAUUGAAAAUUCUAAAAUUAUAUUUCAAGUAAUAGUGCAAAAUCAGAAAAAUGUGGUACCAUUACAUGAUCCCAAAUAUAAAAUAAUUGCCACAGCACUAAAGCGGUUGAUGAACUCUAAUAAAAAUUUAUUUAAAGACACUGAUUGGACUAUUACUAUAAUCCAUCGUAUAUUUAAUAAUAUAGGAUCAUUUCCUAAUGUUCUAAUCUUACCAGAUAGAAAUAUUAUUGUAAUUAUUGACAUCUUCAACUUAAUUAAAAGCAAUGAUCAACUAACAUUUAUUUUAGCCCAUGAAAUAUCACAUAAUAUGCUUCUUCAUUCAUUAGAAAUAUUGUCUUUUGGAGUGAUAAAUUACGUUGCAACUAUUGUAUUUUCAUUUCUAAUUUGGGUAUUUUAUGAAAGUAAAGCAGCAGCUACACUUUGUUUAACUAUGUAUAUAUUGUUUGGUGCCAUUUUUUCUUGGUACAAAAGAAAAUCUGAAACUGAGGCUGAUGAAGUUGGACUUGAAUUAGCUGCAAAAAGUUGUAUUGACCCUAGAGAAGUUUUAGUAUUCUGGGAGAUGAUGAAAAAAUUUGAAGAGCUUACACAUCAGGAUAAAUUUCAAAUACCAUUAUUUAUGAAUCACCCUACUUUAGAUAAGAGAGAAAGGAGAAUUAUCCAACUAAUGCCUACAGCUUUGGAAUUAAGGAAACAAUCCAAAUGUCCUAAAUUACCAGCGGAGGACCCACGAGAUCGUUUACCAUAUUACAUGAAGGAUAUCGAAAAACACAUGUUAAAAAAUUCAAAAAUUUUAGUUGGGGCACCGAAAGGAAAUUAUUCCUCGCCUUCUAUACAAAGAUUUCCGUACCUGAUCGAACCUGGUGUCGUGUUCCGGUGUGCGAUUAAAAAUAGCAAAUGUCAAAUAAUCAAGCCAGAAAAGAUUGAGAACGAAAAAGGAUACGAAACGCGGUUCGCAAUGAACAUACUUAUACGGAAACAAUUUGGUUGGUUUGGGAGUGCCAUUUCUGUAGACGAAAUAAAUGGGAUUCUGACAGUGUGCGCACCGCGGACAAUUGUAGUGAUUUCAAAACCAUUCACAAAUAUUAAUUUCGAAACUUUGCAAGGCAUGUGUUACAGUGGGAAAGUUUCUUCGGACGUGUUGUCAAUCGAAGACAAGAAUCUUAUGUCCUAUAGUUUCGAUUCGAAAUUUUGGUACAAUCCGCUUCAUGGCUUUUCCGUUCAUUAUGCUUCAAUGAAGCAAACCAAAGGCAACGAAGGCAAAAAAGAGAGAAAAAUAAAUCGCAUCGUAGGGAAGCCAAAACACGAAGAUUAUGGCACCGUGGAUGUAGUAUAUUUAAAUGAAACGAUGUCCAUAGAGUUGUCGUUUCUUGACAAUUUAUCUCAGUUUGGAUACAGCGUUGAGUCUGGUUACUUCUUCAAAAAAGAUCAAUUACUCUUCGUCAGUGGAGCUCCCGGGUGGCACUAUGUUGGCACGGUAAUAAUAGUCAACCCGGAGUCGCGCGAGUUCGUUACAAAGCUAGAUGGAACUCAUAUUGGCGAAUUUUUUGGAGCCAGUUUGGCCGUAGGGGAUUUAAACAAUGACGGUUUAGAUGAUCUUCUAAUUGGAGCACCUCUUUGGGGAGAAGAUAACGGCAGAGUCUAUGUAUUUGUCGGUACAUCCAAAGGACAAUUUGAAAUGACUCAAAUAUUAUACGGGACCGCAGAAGGAGGUCAUUUUGGAUAUGCCAUAGCUAGCGGUGAUUUGGAUGCCGAUGGAUUCGAUGAUAUUAUUGUGGGAUCACCUUGGGAGAAUGACGGCGUGAUCUAUGUAUUUAACGGCGGUUCAGAUUAUCUGGAAGUGUCGGAGCGAAUCGAAGCUGCAAAAUUUUUACGGCGUCCUUCGCAGAAAAUACAGAGAUUUGGAUUUUCAAUAUCGAAACCGGUUGAUAUCGAUGCAAAUGGAUAUUUGGAUAUCGCAGUUGGAGCAUACAAAUCAGGACACGCUAUAAUACUACGUAGUAAACCAGUAACAAAAACACAACUUUUAAUUGAGACUGUACCUAAUACUUUACAAAGAGACGCUAGGCAAUUCUUAGUUAAAAUAUGCCCGCUAUACUUUGUACGUAAUGUACGUUAUAAUAGCGAGCAAGUGAAUCAUAAUUCAUUUCUAGCUAUAAAAUCUAAGGUUACAGUUACUAUAGACGAACGUUACCAGCGAACUCAACAAACAAUUUUGGAGUUGAAAUCUUCUAACUUGACGUCAAAUGUUUGCCUAUCUGCUCAAGUUAAUAUUUCGAGAAACAUACGAGAUUUUAUCGAGCCGAUUAGUAUUUUUGCGAAACAUGAUUUUUUAUAUGACAAUACGUCGAGUAAUUUUUGCAAAUACUGUCUUGUUGAAAAGCGAAACAAUAAAUUACAAACUGCUCAAGCUUUCCUUCCUUUCAACAUCGGUUGUGGAGAAGAUAAAGUUUGUAAUUCUAAUAUAUCCGCUACUGCAAAAUUUUAUAAUAUACAAUACAACGAUACGUGGGUUAUUGGUUCGAGCGAUAUAAGUUUAGAAAUCAGUUUGAAAAACUAUGGAGAACCCGCGUACCUUACCAUACUUGAGUUCACAUUACCUGAGAGAAUAAUGUUACGUAGCAUUUUACCCUUUUGUCAAGAAGAUAACUCGAAAGAAAAUUUGAUAGUAAUCUGUGAUACGGGAAACCCCAUUUGGAACGGAGAAGAGAGAAGUGUUAAAUUAAACUUGGAUAUGAGACACUUAAUUAAUGGAUCGCUGUAUGACCAUAAUAAAUUAUAUUUUUACGCAAUCAUAAAAACUCGUAGUAUAAAUCAUGGAACGACGAACAUAAGCAAAACUCUUAAUUUAGUAAACGAGGUUUCUCUAUCUCUGCAUGGGAAAGCAAACGAAGAAGCCUACUAUUUAACUACUUUAAACGAAAGUUCUUCAAAUAUUACUUUUCAACAUACUUAUCAAGUGUAUAAACUUGGAGCAUCGCCUAUAGAAGAUGCACAACUUGCUGUUAAAGUGCCAUUAGCUACUGAAGACUCAACAACUUUGAUAUACAUGUACAAACCUCAACUAUACAUAUCAGGGGAACUUUUUGAAUGUUCUUCCGAGAGUACUUUAGUGGAUAGUCAGUUAGGUGAAGUUCAAGAGGAAUCAUUCUUAGAUAAAUUUGAUAUACACAAAAGAAACGUAGAGGCUUCAGCCGUAUACCUAAGUGACGCGAAGAAUGUUCAAACUUCAGAAACGUUGAACAAAAAUUUGACAGAUAAUAUUAUUUAUAUAAAUUGUUCAACACCUGACAUAGCUUGUACGACCAUCGUAUGCAGUUUAAAUACGCUGAAAACGUUACAAGAUGUUGGAAAGUUGGUGAUUAAAUUUUUAUUAAAUGUCGAUAAAUUUAAAGCCAACUUUAGGAAUAAAAGAGCCGUUGUCAAAUUUACCACCGAGGUGAACGUAGAAAUCAUAAAACCAGAUGAAAGGCUAGAUAUCAAUGGAACCCGUUCCACAAUAGAAGUUAUGACAAUGUUCUAUUACACUCCAAAAAUGGAAAAGCUACAGCUAUGGAUUAUUAUCGUUUCUGUUUUGGUGGGGCUGUUAUUAUUAUGCAUUUGUGUCGCAAUUUUAAACAUGUUAGGUUUCUUUAAACGGAAAGGAAAACAGAACUUAACGAAACAAGAAAUUGAUGAAUGAUAGAAAGCGGGAUCUUGGCGGUGAUUGAACCUGAAAAUACGUGAUAUUUAGUGGACGGGAAGUACUUAAAAAAUAUCAAAUACUUCACAUUUAUUCUGUAAAAACCAAAUUUUAUUUAAUAAAUUUCUAAUUCUUA